UGUGAGUGUGUGUGGUGCAACAAAUUAAAGUUAGAGAGAGAAACACAAAGCAAACAAUACAAUUUCAGAGAGAGAAAGAGAGAGGUGAAGGCAUAUCAUCAAAGCCAAAAAAUAUUUCUUGAGGGCAUGUGUUUUAUGUGACCCUCUCUUGGUCUUUGAACAGUCUUCUUUCUUCCAUUAUUUCCUUGCACACAUACACAAUCUCAUAUGUGUAUGUGUAUCUCUCUCUACAUCUUUAUCACCAGACCAUGAGGAUCAGAAAGCGUUUGGCACCAUCUUCUAUCCCUAUAUCACCUCUUUCAGAUCUCCAGCUCCACCGAUCAGAGGCGGCGCCACCCGAUCAGCCCUUUGGUCAAAGCAUGGCGACCGGCAGAUGGGCUUCCCAUAGAAACGAUGAAACUCAAGAGAAGAUGAAGCAAAAGUGGCAGGAGGUGUUUGGAGAUGAUGAGAAAUGGAGAUUGGAAUUGGAAGAGAAGAAGAGUUGUAAUAAUGAUAUCAGGAAAAUAGUUAGCAUCUGUGGUGGAGAAGAAUUAGGUGCUAACAAAACUCACCCGCCCCCAUCAUCUUCUUCAGCUCAUCAAGAGAGUUGGUGUGAAGGAGACUGUAAGUUAGUUCCGUUGAAGAAGCGAAAAGGGAGCUUCGAGAGAAAUCCAAAACAGGAUACAGUGAUCAGUGCAAAAAUGAAGUCGAAAACUAACAAGAAAUGUGGUGAUCAUAAUCAAGAACCAGUGAUGAAAUUAGAGGAAAAUGGGAUUAGUAGUUCUGCAAGUGGCGGUGGUGGCCCAAAGAAGAACAAGAGGGGGAAUGUGAUCAUGGAAGGGUCCCGGUGCAGCCGUGUAAAUGGGCGGGGGUGGCGGUGCUGCCAGCCGACGCUUGUGGGCUACUCUCUCUGUGAGCAUCACUUGGGAAAAGGGAGGCUGAGAAGCAUGGCCCAUGUGCGGCGGUGCGUGGAUGCUGGUGGGAGUGCAUUACCACCAUCGCCAAGUACUACUGAUGGAGACUGCUCUGACAAACAGAUGACGCUUCCACCGCCGAUGGUCACCAAGAAAAGGACAAAGGUUGGUGUGGUUAAAGCUAGAUCGAUGAGCAGCUUGCUAAGCCAAAUUUGAUGGUGAUCAUCAAUAUAUAUAUAUAGUAGUAUUCAUAGUUAGUUAAUGGCAAUCAAAAUUUGAAGUGGCAAAAGAGUAGAAAACAUGAGCCUUUUUGCAUGUACUAAAUUUAAUCAAUGAAAAACAUGCAUGCAUGUCCGAUUGUUAGAUGAAUUGCAUGUCUUGUAAUGAAGAAACUUCAGUUUGUAUUGAGCUUGAUUAAAUUGAAAUUAAUUAAUAUAU
Sesamum indicum (sesame) is the source of this 1331-nucleotide messenger RNA. RefSeq names its product WRC protein. Lineage: Eukaryota; Viridiplantae; Streptophyta; Magnoliopsida; Lamiales; Pedaliaceae. The record is from RefSeq and is a predicted model, not a curated record.